Sphaeramia orbicularis (orbiculate cardinalfish) is the source of this 1176-nucleotide messenger RNA. RefSeq names its product aminoacyl tRNA synthetase complex interacting multifunctional protein 1a (gene aimp1a). NCBI's taxonomy places the organism in Eukaryota, Metazoa, Chordata, Actinopteri, Kurtiformes, Apogonidae. Gene Ontology annotation, molecular function: tRNA binding. Bases 94 to 1047 code for a protein of 317 amino acids. The record is from RefSeq and is a predicted model, not a curated record. The transcript has 7 exons.
UGUCUGGAAGCUAGCUUAGCUAUCGUUAGCACGGCUAGCAGCUGUCAAGCCCCCAGCGCUGAGUGAAACGUGUGGGGUUGGUGCACAGGGUCCAUGUUUUUAGCUCGCUCACUGGUCAGGAUGUCGGGGCACAAUCCUUUGUUGAGGCUGGAGCAGCGAGCAGCUGAGGCUGACCAGAUCAUCGAAUACCUCAAACAGCAAGUCCAGCUGCUUAAGGAGAAAGCCAUGGUUCAGGCCAGCUUCAGAGAGGAGAAGAAACUGAUGGUGGAGAAUGCCAAAUUGAAGAAUGACAUUGAGGAACUGAAAAAACAGCUGCUGGAAAAAGAAAAGAAGAGAGGAGUGCAAGAAGUGGCUAUGCCAACAGGUGAGACCAUUGUUGAGUGCAGUUCGAAGCCCACCCCACCGAAAACCUCAGGCCCAGCACCUUCUGCCUCUCCUGCUGAGGCUGUCCAGAGUCCUGCUCCAAAAGACGAGGGUAAAAAGAAGAAGCCAGAGAAAAAAGGAGGUGAGAAAGCUGAGAAGAAGCAGGCAGCCCCCAGCCAAGAGGACGCCAAAGUGGACGUAUCUCGUUUGGACCUGCGCAUUGGACGUAUAAUCACAGCAGAGAAACAUCCAGAUGCUGACAGUCUGUAUGUGGAGCAGGUGGACGUGGGGGAAGCCUCUCCUAGGACUGUGGUCAGCGGGCUGGUUAAGCACAUACCCCUGGACCAGAUGCAAAACCGCAUGGCAGUUCUGUUGUGUAACCUGAAGCCAGCCAAGAUGAGAGGAGUCGUGUCCCAGGCCAUGGUCAUGUGUGCAAGUUCACCAGAGAAGGUGGAAAUCCUUGACCCUCCAAGCGGCGCAGUACCAGGAGACAGAGUCACUUUCCAGGGCUUCGCAGGUGAGCCAGACAAAGAGCUGAACCCCAAAAAGAAAAUUUGGGAGCAGGUUCAGCCAGACCUGCUCACAGACGGCCAGUGUGUUGCAACCUACAAGGGAGCUGCCUUUGAAGUCGCCGGUAAAGGAGUGUGCAAAGCCCAAACCAUGAGCAAUAGCGGAAUCAAGUAAAAGAACCAGGCUGUUUGAAAUAACUCAGUGUUUACUUGGCAGUCAUCCUCAGUGAUGAUGAUGAUGAUGAUGUGUUGCAGAACUGAUCAGUCAUGAAUGAAUCUGUUCAAUAAAAGAAUUUGAAAGUGA